This is a messenger RNA of Megalops cyprinoides (Indo-Pacific tarpon), 1516 nucleotides long. RefSeq names its product urotensin-related peptide 1 (gene urp1). NCBI's taxonomy places the organism in Eukaryota, Metazoa, Chordata, Actinopteri, Elopiformes, Megalopidae. The record is from RefSeq and is a predicted model, not a curated record. The transcript has 5 exons. Gene Ontology annotation, biological process: regulation of blood pressure; blood vessel diameter maintenance. Gene Ontology annotation, molecular function: hormone activity. The coding region runs from base 1 to 411 and encodes 136 amino acids. Gene Ontology annotation, cellular component: extracellular region.
AUGCUGUCCUGGGUCCCGUUCUACAUUUUGCUUGUGGCGUGUUCUACAAGGAGAACCCACGCUUCACCGCUUUAUACCGACAUGAGCUCAGAUCCACAGACAGAUGUUAUUCAGAGGCUGGAGGUGGAGGGGGAGGAGAGAGAGAGCACCAACAUGGGGGAUCACAGGAUGAUCAAAGACAUGCACCCGUACCUGCUACAGCUGGACAGCUCUAGAGACACUUGGGCUAAAGGUGUUAAAGAUUCCUCGCAACAGGAAAAAAUCAGUAACAUGGUGGAUUACAUAAAGGCAGCGGUGCUGAAGCUGGCCGCAGCAGACAACCUUCGCUCUCAGGGCUUCCUCCGGUCCGAGCAGGGCUCCCCGAAAGCCAACAAGAGGGCUUGUUUCUGGAAGUACUGCGUAACAAACUAGAGACGACACCGCCUGUGAUGAUGAAGAACCAUCCUCUCCUGUCUAGAGGAACAGUGACCGCCCCCCUCCUGCCUCUACCCAUGUGUCCCACAUUAAAGAGCAGUCUAACAGCUCUAAGACAGCGUGUACAUCAUUUUGUACAUAGGAAUCAGACUAUAUGGCAAAUAAAAGUAUAUUUUUUAAUCGAAUGACAGCAGUGUUGAAGCUGACAAUAAAGAGAACUGUGUAAAGUCAUACAAAUGCCUGAGUGGGUAUGUGAGACCAGCACUGUACAGUAUACAAUGGCACGAAUGAAAUAAAAACAAAGCUAAUCAACAAUUGGCAGAUACACAGCAAUACAGAGGUUGUAAAGUACAGAGAGAACACUGAUAGACUGAUUCAUAAUGGGUAUGGAAUAUCUAGAACCGUAGGGAGUUACACAAUACUGUUGCUGAGUUUUGUGGAAACAAAGAAAGCUGUUUUUUUCUCCACAGGGAGGUGCUCGAGUGUUCUGUAAAUAUUGAAUUUCAUGCACAAAGAUGCACGUGCAGAAACACACACACAUACACACACACACUAUCAAAAUUGCUUGGUGAAUUUCAGUAAAGGACUCUAAAAUUUUGAAAUUUUGUCCUGUUUUCUAGUGAAUAGUUCAAAAUGGUAAGUGUGAGGAUAAACAACAAGACUACUUCAAUGUUUACUAGGGCUAUUCCGCACAAUAUGUAACCACACCAUGCAGAUUAAAUAAAUAUACACAGUAAAAGUACGUGUUUAAGUCAUUCCAAAGAGUGUAUGAAAUAUAUAUAUAUUUACACUAUAGACACAACUAUUGCACAAGGUCUACUUAAAAUAGAUACUCUGUUAAAUGCACUGGUGGUAUUCAAAGCUUGGUUAGUAAAAUAUGUUGUGAAGUUGAAAGAUAUAAGAUCAUUUCUAGAUGUCUUAACCUUGACCUAAAGUUGACUAAAUGUACCAACUUAUUCUGCUUUGCCCAAACAUGUUGAAUUGUAUGCACUGGGUCACCUCAAUAACAAUUAAUUUCCUGAAGAGGGUGGAUCUUAGGGGAGUAGCUCUCAGCCACAAGGGGAAGGGAGGCUUGAGUAAGAUCUUCCAAACUGGAACACUU